Molecule: messenger RNA, 1173 nt
Organism: Orbicella faveolata
Lineage: Eukaryota; Metazoa; Cnidaria; Anthozoa; Scleractinia; Merulinidae
Source: RefSeq, a predicted model, not a curated record
AUGGCAAUCAUAGGAGAGCGGACCUCAGCAGCGUCCUUCACACGCGAAGCUACCACAGCGCAGACUGACUCGGAUCACUCCCUCGUUGGCAGCAAGAUCAGGCUGAAGCCGCGUAAGAUCCAUCAUGCCAAGUCUAAGGGUCGCCCUCGCAUCAACACCUGCACUACUGCCGAACCAGCCAAGGCUCAGAGCUUUGCUACCCUUCAGAAGAAGUUUGCUGACCAGCCUACAACCGAAGACACAGACACCAAAUGGUCUCACCUCCGCGACGCUAUUUACGACUCGGCCAUGUCCGCUUUCAGGAAAAAAGAGCGCAAGAAUGCUGACUGGUUCGAGGCGCAUUGGGAUGAAAUGCAGCCAGUCACAGAAGCCAAAAGGAUAGCCCUGCUGGCAUUCAAGCAGAACUCUUGCCAUAGCACACGCAACGCCCUCAGAGUAGCUAAGAGCAAAGCCCAGCAGACCACCUGCUGCUGUGCUAACAUGUACUGGCAGAACCUGUGCACCAAGAUCCAGACAGCCACCAACUGUGGCUACGCCAAAGGGAUGUGCGAGGGGAUCAAGACGGCCACCAGCCCUACAAGUGUCAAAACAGCACCGCUCAAAGCGAAGUCUGGCAAAGUCAUCACCAACCAGAGCAAGCAACUGCAGCGUUGGGUCGAGCACUAUCUCAAGCUCUACUCGACCCAGAACAUCGUGACAGACGCUGCCCUUGAUGCCUUGCCCAGACUUCCAGCCAUGGAGGAGCUAGACGAGAUGCCCACACUAGAGGAGCUCAGCAAAGCCAUUGACAACCUCGCCUGCGGCAAGGCACCAGGGUUGGACAGCAUACCAGCAGAAGUCCUAAAGCACGGCAAACCUUCCAUCCUCCAGCCACUUCAUGAGCUCCUCUGCCAUUGCUGGGAGAAAGGACACAUCCCACAAGACAUGAGAGAUGCUAGUAUAGUCACCCUUUACAAAAACAAGGGUGACCAAAGUGAUUGUAAUAACUGUCGCGGCAUUUCACUCCUCAGCAUUGUAGGCAAAGUCUUUGCACGUGUCGCACUGGGUCGCCUGCAGACUCUUGCUUCGCGAGUUUAUCCAGAGUCCCAGUGUGGCUUCAGAGCUGGCAGAUCCACAGUAGAUAUGAUCUUCUCCCUCCACCAGCUGCAGGAGAAGUGUCGAAUGUUUGGAUAG